This is a messenger RNA of Medioppia subpectinata, 1647 nucleotides long. NCBI's taxonomy places the organism in Eukaryota, Metazoa, Arthropoda, Arachnida, Sarcoptiformes, Oppiidae. The record is from the annotation of a GenBank genome assembly.
AAAUAAUAUCUGGUAAAAGUAAUAAAAAUCACCAUGGCAAAGCAACAAGAUAAUCGCAACGCGGUGAUUGUGUUGAGCAUAUUUGUGUUGGUUAUAUCGGUGUAUUUUCUACCCGUAUGGCACAUGUAUGCCAGUGUUUUUCACCAUAAUGAUGAUGUCGAUCGGGACACUGCACAAAUCAUUGAGUCACGUGGCUUUCUGGCAGAGAACCAUUACAUAACCACCAAGGAUGGUUACAUACUGACAGUGACCAGGAUCAUUAACCCGCACGUGACCGAUCGAGCUGGUUUACGGCCCAUAUUAUUACAACACGGUUUCCAGAAUAACGCUAACGUUUGGCUGAUUAACUCGUGGGGCGAACUCACCGGCGAUGGCGAGUGGGUUGAGGACAACAACGACGGCCCGGUAGGCAAUACAUUAGGGUUUGUGUUGGCAGUGAACGGGUAUGACGUAUGGCUGGCCAAUAUGCGGGGUAAUAUGUACUCGCUCAAUCACACCCAGCACUCUAGUAGCGACCCCGAGUUCUGGAGUUUCUCCAUAGACGAGAUGGUAGAUUACGAUUUACCCGCAAUGAUAGCGUAUAUACAACGGGAGACUAAUAAAGAGCAAUUGUCAUACAUCGGUCACUCACAGGGCACCUACAUGAUGUUUGGCUUGUUGGCCACCCAGCCACAUUACUCCAACGUAAUCAAACCAUUCAUAGCGUUAUCACCGGUGCCCUUUAUGGGCAACUCUACCUCGCCGCUAGUUCGUUAUGAGCAAUUGUCAUACAUCGGUCACUCGCAGGGCACCUACAUGAUGUUUGGCUUGUUGGCCACCCAGCCACAUUACUCCAACGUGAUUAAACCAUUCAUAGCGUUAUCACCGACCCGUACGGGCGUAUACAUCGCGAACCUGCCGUCGGGCUCCAGCAGUUGGAAUGCCGCCCAUUUAUUACAGAUAGUGUCGUCCAAUCGGCCCGAGCGCUACGAUUACGGCGAUCCGGACACUAAUCUGGCCCGACAUGAGAGCCCUGAGCCGCCACCGUAUGACUUGUCGGCCAUCAACUCAACACAUGUGGCCCUCAUAUAUACGGCCAACGAUUGGCUCAAUCAUGUGGAUGACGUGCAACGGCUCAAAGAGCAUUUAAAAGUUAAAUUAUUAGAUGACUAUCAAGUGCCGGAUGAGACUUGGAAUCAUAUGGAGCUGGUGUGGGCACUGGAAACGGGACACCAUACGUCAUACCCGUUCACCGCCAGCACAAACCCCAAUGUAUUGCCUACUGGGCUGUCGUUGUUGCCCUCAACCCACUGGCCGUCUCGCGCAGAAAUCAUAAAAUCACGUGGCUUUCGGGCCGAAAACCACUACAUAACCACCGAGGACGAUUACAUACUGACAGUGACCAGGAUCAUUAACCCGCACGUUCGCGAUCGCGCUGGUUUACGACCCGUGUUAUUACAACAUAGUUUUGGAAAUAGCGCUAACGUAUGGCUAAUUAACUCGUGCGGCGAACUCACGCGAGACGGCCAGUGGGUUGAGGGCAACAACGACAGCCCAGUAGGCAAUACAUUGGGGUUUGUGCUGGCGGUGAACGGGUAUGACGUAUGGCUGGCCAAUUCACGGGGUAAUAUAUACUCGAUCAAUCACACCUAUUAUGAUAGUGGUGGU